AUUAAAAAGGGUUUUUGUUGAUGAGAAACCUUUCGUCCAUGAUAACAAGAACAAUUGUAACAUCGAUCACGGAAAAUUAUCGUUUUUACAAGAGGGUGCACGAGUGAAAUCUGCGAAUACCGUUUACCGACCGAAUUGUCUAAGGGGAUAUCAAGGGUCCUUGUUAUAUUGUGACUCGUCAACCUACGUGCCGACAUGUAUGGGUCAUCAUGACUUUUAA
Messenger RNA from Acaulospora morrowiae, 220 nucleotides. Lineage: Eukaryota; Fungi; Glomeromycota; Glomeromycetes; Diversisporales; Acaulosporaceae. The record is from the annotation of a GenBank genome assembly.